This is a messenger RNA of Mercurialis annua (annual mercury), 888 nucleotides long. Its product is annotated as F-box protein CPR1-like. The transcript has 2 exons. NCBI's taxonomy places the organism in Eukaryota, Viridiplantae, Streptophyta, Magnoliopsida, Malpighiales, Euphorbiaceae. Gene Ontology annotation, molecular function: protein binding. The record is from RefSeq and is a predicted model, not a curated record. Bases 1 to 888 code for a protein of 295 amino acids.
AUGUCGUUGGAUGUGUUGGGCGACGUACUAAAGCUUUUACCAGUCAAGUCCCUCCUUCGCUUUAGGUGCUUAUCGAAAGAGUUUUGCUCUUUAAUUGACAGCCCAGAUUUCAUAACUCUCAAUCUCUCUCAAUCUAUCCUCACAAACACUAACCGUAGCCUCAUAUUUUUCCAAAGAGAUUUUCAAACUGUGAUGGAUUUAGAUUCUCUAGAAUACAAGCUAGAUUAUGAUUUUCAUGAUAACUUGAAAAUUUGUAUUAUAUUUGGAUCCUGUAAUGGCUUACUCGCAUUGUACGAUCCUCGACAAGGCAUGAUACUGUUUAAUCCAUCGACCAAAAAGAAACAAACGCUCCCUGAUCUUUGGGGAUCAAGUGGUACUAUUUGUGGCUCUUAUAGUCUACUUGUUGGAUUCGGCUAUGAUCGUGUCAGCAACGAUUACAAGGUGGUCAUAAUCUGGAAAUCUAGAGCUAUGGUUUAUAGCACAAAACGUAAAUCUUGUAAAAGGAUCGAGGACUUACCUUAUAAUUCGAGUAACCCUUAUGAAUUGGGUAUUAUUACGACUAAUAGAAAGUGCGGCGUUCUUGUAGGAUCUUGUUUGCACUGGAUUGUUUCUGAACCAGAUAAUUUUGAUGCUCGGCUGAUCGUUGGUUUCAAUCUGGAAGACGAAAGACCCUUUACGGUGCCAAUUCCUGAUAUAAAGACAGCGUCCCCGCCCGGUAUGCCUGUGGAAUUAGGGGAAGUAGGAGGAUGCCUUAGUGUGAGCAUGUUGGCUGACGAUGCUUCUUCUCUUCAUCCUCUCAAACAUGAUGAUUGCCUAAUUCUCAGAGGAUCUCUUUGCUCUCCAAUGGCGAAUCUGAUUGACAUAUAUUACUUCUCUCGAUUUCAUUAG